CUGACCACUUCUUCUUCAGUUUUAGUAAGCGACAGUGGUCAAACAAAUCGCUCAGAUGCUUGUUUUAUUGUAGGAAGUAUUCCUUUAAACACACUAGAUUUUAAAACAAACCCAAAAUGGAACCAUGGAUAGUUCUACUUGUUCUGAUAUCUGUGCUGAAGUUAGUUUCCGGUACAGCCCAGGUACAGAUCCGCCUUGUGAGAUAUAUAAACCCAGGGGGUAAAGGUGACAAUGGUCAUCCUUGUGAUGGACGCUGGCUCUUUAACGGAAGUCCUUGUGACCACAGGAUCGUGCUGUGUAUGGACACUGUCAGUGGGUCAGAUUCGGUCAACAGGUGCGCCUACGGGCGAGCGGAUACUGGGGAAAUCAGUAACGCUGACACUAUUACGUUCGCGGGACGUGCCGGGCGACUCAGUAACCCGUUUACCUUUCGAGUGGCGCUGUGGCCGGGGUCGGUGAGGAUCAAGGUCAGGGUCUUCGAUGUGGAUGACAACAGUGAUGAUUUUGUGGAUUUCAUGCAAAAAGUGUUCACAACCACUGUGAGUGCCAACUCACGGUCUCAUCGCGUGCUCGUCAAGAGAAGGACUACGUUGUUGAUGGAUGUUCGAGUGUUCUGCGACCCUCACUACUUCGGUCAACAGUGUACUGUAUUCUGUCGCCCUAGAAACGACUGGAUGGGACAUUUCACAUGUGACCAAACUACCGGCGCUAAGGUCUGCAACCAAGGAUGGAGGGGACGAAAUUGUAACAGAAAAAUAGACAUUUGUGCUCCGUGUCAGCACGGCUCCUGUGACCAAUCGGCGGCAGCCUAUAAAUGUGUGUGUGACCUUGGUUUCACAGGUACUAACUGUGAAAUUAACAUGGAUGAAUGCGCCUCCGAUCCGUGUCGGAAUGGCGGUCUUUGCCUUGACCUCGUUGGGCAAUAUACCUGCAUAUGUUCCGUGGGUUGGAACGGUCCAGAUUGCGAGAAUGAUGUGAACGAGUGCUUGCAGAAUACGUGUCGAAAUAAUGGUACAUGUAUCAACGAACCUGGUUCGUAUAGAUGCAAGUGCGACGAGGGAUGGAAUGGAAAACACUGUGAUAUCGACGUUGACGAGUGUGCCCUUGGUUCUCAAUGCAACACAAACGCUUCUUGUAUCAAUGUUCCAGGAACAUUUGAAUGCGCGUGCUCUGAAGGGCUAACAGGAUGGUCAUGUGAGGACAUCAACGAAUGUGUAGAAGAUAAUCCUUGUUUCGGUAAUUCCACGUGUAUCAACCAACAUGGUUCGUUCCAGUGUUUCUGUCCGGAAGGCUGGACUGGAGAUCUCUGUGACGUUGAUAUAGACGAGUGUGUGUACAAUCCCUGUCUUUUUAACUCCACCUGUAUGAACCGAGUCGGGUCCUUCGUCUGUAUGUGUACUACAGGGGUGGCUGGAAUGUACUGUGAGAUAGAUAUUAACGAAUGUGCUACUUCUCCGUGUUAUGGUAAUUCUACCUGUAUAAAUCAAGCAGGGUCGUUCACGUGUUCAUGCGCCGAUGGCUUUUUAGGUUCUUUGUGUGAGACAGAUAUAGACGAAUGUGCUAGUACUCCUUGUGCCAAUAACGGAUCGUGUGUUGACCAAGUGGGAGGGUUUUCCUGUGAGUGUUUGAGCGGCUGGACAGGGGACCAGUGUGAGGAAGAACAGGACGAAUGUGCAGGUAAUCCAUGUGAACAUAACAGUACUUGUACCGAUAUGUUUGAUGAUUAUGACUGCUUCUGCGCUCCCGGGUGGACGGGUAAAUCGUGUGAGGAAGACAUCAAUGAAUGCACGAUGAUAAAUAAUCCCUGUUCCCAUGGAGGAAACUGUACCAAUGCAUUUGGGUCUUUUACUUGCGAUUGCCCACACAACUGGGAAGGUCCUACAUGCGACGACGAUGUCAACGAAUGUCACUUAUCACCAUGUGGAAAUGGCGGGUCUUGUUAUAAUCACAUCGGUCGAUACUUGUGUGAAUGUUCCCCGGGAUUCACAGGCCAGGACUGUGACGAUGAUGUUGAUGAAUGUGUACAGAGUCCUUGUUUUAACAAUGGAACCUGCCUGAAUACGGCUGGUUCAUAUUCCUGUUCAUGUCCCCCAGGUUGGAUUGGCGAACAUUGUGACCAGGAUUACGAUGAAUGCAACGCGAAUCCCUGUGCUAAUGGAGGAUCAUGUUUAAACUCUGUGGGAUCAUUCUCUUGUAGCUGUUCGUUAGAUUACACAGGAAGGCAAUGCGAGACAUUUAAUGACAACUGUGCGGAUAAACCCUGUUUGAAUCACGGUAACUGCACCAGCGUCAAUGGUGCCUUUAAAUGCGAGUGUUCCGAGUCAUGGACGGGUGAAAUAUGCGGCGAAGAUGUCAAUGAAUGUGAGAGAUAUCCAUGCCAAUCUGAUUCCACUUGCAUUAACACGAACGGCUCUUUUAUCUGCAUGUGUCCACCACAAAUGACUGGACCACUUUGUGCUACAGACGUCAACGAGUGCUCAUCCAAUCCAUGUUCAAACGGUGGUUCAUGUGUUAAUGAACUGAGGUCUUUCCAAUGCCAUUGUCUUCCUGGAUUUAAGGGUCAUCUUUGCGCCGAGAUUGACUUCUGUGGGUCCUUCCCUUGUCGACACAAUGGCACGUGCGUCUCUGAAGGCCGCCCUCGCUGCCUAUGCCCGAGCAACGUAUUUGGAAAAUUUUGUGACAUCACCCUGAAAAAUGCAUGCUUAAAUGAAAACACAGAUCCAGUAAUGGUAAAUAUCCAUGGAAAGCUUGACACCUCCGGUGUGGAGAUAUUAAACCACUCUAUAGCGGAAGCUCUGAGUCAGUUGUUUAUGAUAAAUAGAGAUGAUAUUCGUCUGUUGUUGACCUCGGAACUUUGGACGGAUGCUGAUAACAAACCCAUGACGACUGUCCUUAUAUCUGCCUACGUCCAGGAUUCCCAAAUAUGUCGGGAUGAAUUAACAAAUAUAUUCAGCACAGAAAACAUUUUAGACAAUGCUCUGGAAACACCUGCUACCAUAGUUUAUCAAAAGUCGGUCUCUGAUGGACAGGCCAGUAAUCUCCAAGGAACAACCGUUAUGGAAACUAAGGAAAAUUGGUUAUUAUCCCGCUGGUACAUUUUAGCUGUGAUAGCUGGUGUAUUUAUAGCCUUAGUAGCCAUAGCCAUUGUAAUAUUCAAACACAAGCGGAGACCAAAAGCACUGGUAAUCGCUGGCCGGAACGAUUCUCUGUACCGUAACGGAAGUCUGACAAUGCCUGAGGAUACGGGAGACGAGACGAGCGUUAUUGCUAGUCUGUCGUUUGAUAAUGUUCUUUACACUACAUUCCAGCCCCAGGGUCAGGCACCACCUCUAGACCCUCAAGACAAUGAGAACGUGCGUUCAUGAUAGGACAAUAUUGUCCGGUCGAUACACAUUGUAUAAAUGAUGAGGGUUGCUUUAUAAAAUAUCACUCUUAAUUGAAACAUUAUUAUAAUUUGACUGUUUUGGAUAUACUGUAUGGUGUACAUUAAUCGUCGACAUAUUUGUUAUGUAAUAUUGUUAUUUUAAAACUGGUGAUGACAGAUCUAUUAUAAUAACUGUUCCCAUAAUCGCUGCUUUAUUAUUGAGCAGGUUCAGGCACAUUCUACUGCGAUGGAAAGAUUUAAUUCUAGGUGUUUUACACCUAUGUCAACUCUCCUCCUUUCUCUAAUCAGGAAACUUGCACUUGAAAGCAUCAAUGCAUCCAAAUGUAUAAACUGUUUUUUUGUUUUUUAUAAAAUAGUUUUUAAACAUUUGUGCAACAUUUGUUCUCUCAAGCUCUACACCUGAACCCGAAUGAAGCCCCGUGUUUUAUUUUUAAAACUCAAAUAUCAUCGUGUGUAAUGUAUUUCCAUCGAUCCAUUAAUAUAAGGUACAUUUAAAAGCUAAAUUGACAUUUACUAUCAGCGUUAUACCAUUGAAAUGUCAGCCCAAACCCCAAGGUGAUGACAAGUGCUCGCUAUCAAUGUAUUACGUCCUUUAUCCUUGUACGUAAGGGAACUUUGCAUGAUAUCAGAUAGAUAUAUAUAUUUUGGUACUGUUUGAUUUUGUAUUGAAAUUGCAAUUAUGACUGAAAAAAUUGUUGUCCGAGAUGGACAUCGGGACAUUGCUUGUUGUUAUGAUACAUUUUUGACCACAUCUGGGUUUCGGAGAUUCCAAAUAUCGUAUGUAUGUGUAAACUUUUUACGGUAACAUAGUACCAUGCUAUUAGGAAUGUAUGGCACCAUAAAAUUCAUGACUCUUUUCUGUAUUUUCAACUUUAUGCUGUUUGAUAUAAUUGAUUAACAAUUCAUUAAUAUCUUCAUUGUGUUCAACGAAAGCAAGGUAUCAUUUCACUUUAUUAAACAUCACAGAGUAAUAAUGAACAUAACAAUUUAGGGUGUUCGAUAUAACCGAGUAAUCAUUCAUAAAUCACUUCCGGGAAUUCGAUAUAACCGAGUUAUAAUUCAUAAAUCACUUCCGGGAAUUCGAUAUAACCGAGUAAUCAUUCAUAGAUCACUUCCGGAAAUUCGAUAUAUCCGAGUAAUCAUUCAUAAGUCACUUCCGGGAAUUCGAUAUAACCGAGUUAUAAUUCAUAAAUCACUUCCGGGAAUUCGAUAUAACCGAGUAAUCAUUCAUAAAUCACUUCCGGGAAUUCGAUAUAACCGAGUUAUAAUUCAUAAAUCACUUCCGGGAAUUCGAUAUAACCGAGUAAUAAUUCAUAAAUCACUUCCGGGAAUUCGAUAUAACCGAGUAAUAAUUCAUAAAUCACUUCCGGGAAUUCGAUAUAACCGAGUAAUAAUUCAUAAAUCACUUCCGGGAAUUCGAUAUAACCGAGUAAUUAUUCAUAAAUCACUUCCGGGAAUUCGAUAUAACCGAGUUAUAAUUCAUAAAUCACUUCCGGGAAUUCGAUAUAACCGAGUAAUCAUUCAUAGAUCACUUCCGGGAAUUCGAUAUAACCGAGUAAUAAUUCAUAAAUCACUUCCGGGAAUUCGAUAUAACCGAGUAAUAAUUCAUAAAUCACUUCCGGGAAUUCGAUAUAACCGAGUAAUAAUUCAGAAAUCACUUCCGGGAAUUCGAUAUAACCGAGUUAUAAUUCAUAAAUCACUUCCGGGAAUUCGAUAUAACCGAGUAAUAAUUCAUAAAUCACUUCCGGGAAUUCGAUAUAACCGAGUUAUAAUUCAUAAAUCACUUCAGGGAGUUCGAUAUAACCGAGUUAUAAUUCAUAAAUCACUUCCGGGAAUUCGAUAUAACCGAGUAAUAAUUCAUAAAUCGCUUCAGGGAAUUCGAUAUAACCGAGUAAUUAUUCAUAAAUCACUUCCGGGAAUUCGAUAUAACCGAGUAAUAAUUCAUAAAUCGCUUCAGGGAAUUCGAUAUAACCGAGUAAUUAUUCAUAAAUCACUUCAGGGAAUUCGAUAUAACAGAGGAAUAAUGAUAUUCAGUAAUAUUGACAAACACUUUGAAAAUUAAUUAUUUCACGAGAUUCAUUAUAUCUCGGUAACAAUUAAUGAAUCAUUUAACGGUACAAUACAUAUCAAAAAUACAUCUCGUAAUAUAUAUCACAAAUUAUAUAUGAUAUAUCUAGAAUAAAUUGAAAACCUCAAUGAUGAUACUUUCUUGGUUGAAAUAGGAUAAUACUUGCACACUAUAAUUUGAAAUAAUGGAAGCUAGCAUGUUAAAGGUUUGUUUUCUUAGAAUAAAUAGUUUGAAUUAUUCCUGUUCCCUAUUAUCAUUCACCGUUUAGGAAUGGAUGCAGACACAUACCAAUUAUGUUCACCGUUUAGGAAUGGAUGUAGACACAUACCAAUUAAAUUCACCGUUAAGGAAUGGAUGCAGACACAUACCAAUUAUAUUCACCGUUUAGGAAUGGAUGUAGACACAUACCAAUUAAAUUCACCGUUUAGGAAUGGAUGUAGACACAUACCAAUUAUAUUCACCGUUUAGGAAUGGAUGUAGACACAUACCAAUUAAAUUCACCGUUUAGGAAUGGAUGCAGACACAUACCAAUUAUAUUCACUGUUUAGGAAUGGAUGUAGACACAUACCAAUUAUAUUCACUGUUUAGGAAUGGAUGCAGACACAUACCAAUUAUAUUCACCGUUUAGGAAUGGAUGCAGACACAUACCAAUUAAAUUCACCGUUUAGGAAUGGAUGCAGACACAUACCAAUUAUAUUCACCGUUUAGGAAUGGAUGCAGACACAUACCAAUUAUAUUCACCGUUUAGGAAUGGAUGUAGACACAUACCAAUUAUAUUCACCGUUUAGGAAUGGAUGUAGACACAUACCAAUUAUAUUCACUGUUUAGGAAUAUGUCGGUAUAACGUAAAUUCUUACAGAGAGCGGUUGUUUAUAACGUGUUAGUUAAGUAUGUUACUUCACAUCUUUAAUGUAACAAAAAGUUUUGUUUGAAUUACAUUGUCUAAAAUAAAAAUUGUAGUUUA
Messenger RNA from Ylistrum balloti, 6417 nucleotides. RefSeq names its product fibropellin-1-like. Lineage: Eukaryota; Metazoa; Mollusca; Bivalvia; Pectinida; Pectinidae. Bases 117 to 3365 code for a protein of 1082 amino acids. Gene Ontology annotation, molecular function: calcium ion binding. Gene Ontology annotation, cellular component: plasma membrane; protein-containing complex. The record is from RefSeq and is a predicted model, not a curated record. Gene Ontology annotation, biological process: heterophilic cell-cell adhesion; cell communication; establishment or maintenance of epithelial cell apical/basal polarity. The transcript has 12 exons.